Molecule: messenger RNA, 1308 nt
Organism: Trypanosoma cruzi
Lineage: Eukaryota; Euglenozoa; Kinetoplastea; Trypanosomatida; Trypanosomatidae
Exons: 1
Coding region: 1-1308 (435 amino acids)
Source: RefSeq, a predicted model, not a curated record
AUGUUUUUUCUUCCUCUUUGGGUGGCGAUUCUAUCUCUGGCUGGCGUUACACUAACCUGCUUUGUCCUGAACUUGUGGCGGGAGGGGAAACGAAAAGAGGCGCUACUCGAAGUGGGACUCCCGGACAUCGUGGUGGAGCCGCAUCCACAACAGCAACAAGAAGAAGAAGAAGAAGAAGAAGAAGAAGAAGAAGAAAACCGACAUGGGGUGCCAAGUAAAGCAACAAACCAUCAUGUUCGUCGUAACGGGGAGGAGGUGGUGGGGGUGUUGAGCCGCAGUCGUGAGGUGCAUUUGGACGACAACAGCAGUGAAGACGGCAGCAGCGUGCGUAGGGACAUCAAAGCGGCGGCAUGUUCCGUGAAGCCGGUGGAGGCCGCGGGGGCGGUGACCGGCGUGGUGGUGCGCGGGGACGAUCCGGAGCGGCUGGUGGUGCAGUCUUGUGGGGACGUCGCAAGAGAGUCUCCAUGCACGUCAUUCGUGACGCAUCCAUCGUACUUGCCGCGGGAUGGUGGAAGCGAGUUGCAAAAGGAGGCCAGUUUUCAAAGUUUCAGUCGGCCCGUCACACCGGAGAGUGAGUCUACUGCUCCUGCCGCUGCUCCUGCUGCUGCUGCUGCAACACGUUCCACGCCUUGUAUCGAUAUUGGCAUUUCUAUGACGAAUUGUUCGCCUCUUUCUUGCGGGAAAAAGGUACACCACGGCAGUUCUAUGUUGCAUGACGAGUUAAUGCAGACAAAUACUUCUGAGGCGAGCGAAGACGGCUGGAGACGAGGCGAUGUGAGUGAAGCCGUCGAGAAGAAUAGCGUUGAAGCCUCAGGUUACACGUUCAACAAUUUGCUUAUGUCCUGCAACGGCUCUGAUGAGGCCGUGUGCCACGCUGAUGGCGCGCUUUCAGGAGACGGCGGUUACAAAAUGGGGAAAGGAAAAGUUGUCGACCCCUUCUGGCCGUCAUUUCAGCGGCAUUUUACGACAGACGUGGGUAGCACCGUGUAUUCCACGUGCAGUGAUGAUGGGGAGAUGUCUAUUUGUGAUUUUGAGAAGAACCCAACAGCCGCACUCAGCGAUGCGACCGAUGGGACGCCGCGUAUGCCACCGAUUGGGGCGUCUGCCGCAACAGCUGCACCAUCCACCAGCGGUGUGCUUUUUUUGCCUGCAGCAGUACCGUUGGGAAGUAUGCCGUCCUCUGAGCCUGUUCCCCAUGCCUUUGUGUCAUUGCAUUCACCGCUCGCAGCAACCCCAUCGACGGUAGGGAAUCAAAGUGGCCCCACAUUCAAGGGGAAUUUCAAAGUCGUGACCUCAAUGGACACGUAA